UUAAAGAGUUAAAGGUAACAGCAGCCUGCUCUCAUUGUGCUGUAGUGAAACUAAAGACUAAAUUUCGCCAGUAGCCAUCUAGAGAGGAGAGGUUGCGCUUUUGGCUCGGACCUGCCAGAGCCUCAUAAAAGCCUCCCUUGCUCCCCUGCAUGCCCUACUUGACACAAGGUAGACAGCGUGGAAGCAUCCUCCCCUCUCACCGGCUGCUGGCCACUCUCUACACACUGCUACGGGCUCUGCAGCAGCGUGGCGCACCGGAGUGGAGCGGACCCGGUGAGGAGCCGCGGCGGACAGGAGGAGAGUGACGGAACGGCUGCCUUCUGACAAGUGGAAUUACGCCCUUCAGCGUCAAAAUGUCUCUGGGGAGUAAAAGACUCGCUGGAAUUAUUGCGUUUGUCGCAUCAGUGCUGCUUGGCUCAUGCGGGACAGAUGGAGAAGAGGUGUGUGACAAUCCACUAGUGUACAAUCUGCUGCCAACAUCCUUCAGAAGCUCCUCUCAGCUGUCAAGCAGUCACGGUCCUGGCUAUGCCAAAGUCAACAGAAGAGAAGGAGCUGGAGGCUGGUCUCCUCUGUUGUCAGAUAAGUACCAGUGGUUGGAGGUGGAUCUGCAGAGAAGAACCCAGAUAACUGCUGUUGCCACACAGGGCCGCUACGGAAGCUCUGAUUGGCUGACGUCCUACCUGUUGAUGUUCAGCGACACAGGACACAACUGGAGACAACACCGGCAGGAAGACAGCUUAGGGGCUUUUCCAGGUAACAGUAACGCGGACACUGUGAUCCAGUACAAACUUGAUCAGCCGGUAAUCGCCCGCUAUCUUCGCUUGAUCCCGCUGGACUGGAACCCCGCCGGAAGGAUCGGACUCCGACUGGAAAUUUACGGCUGCGGAUACACCUCUGAGGUGGCAGGCUUUGAUGGAAGAAGCAGCCUUGUCUUCAGACUGAGUGCCAGAACGAGCUGGACAGCCAGGGAUAGCAUCUCUCUGAAGUUUAAAACCUUGAAGAAUUCAGGAACGCUACUUCACGCAAAGGGACAGAGGGAUCACAGCCUAAAUCUGGCGCUGGAGAAAGGAAAGCUGCUGCUUUACCACCAACAAGAUGUGAGUUCAGGUUCUGGAGGCAAACUUCUUGUUUCUCUUGGAAGUCUGCUCGAUGACCAACACUGGCAUCAUAUCAAGCUGGAAAGGCUCAGCACUCACCUCAAUCUGACGGUGGAUAAAAACCUGCGGCAGGUUCACCUUCCGGCUGAGCUCAGCCACUGGCACAUUUAUAUGCUGAGUGUGGGAGCUGUCCACAGCCACGGACUCCAAACGCCCAUCCUCCACAACAGGAACUUUCACGGUUGCCUGGAAAACCUGUUAUACAACGACCUCAAUUUGAUCAAACUGGCCAAACAGAACAGCCCACAGGUCACUGCAGUGGGCAACAUGACCUUUUCUUGCAGUGAGCCAGUUUUCGUCGCCGUGACGUUCACCGACUCUCGAAGCUUCCUCCAGCUGCCCGUACCGACAUCGCGGUUGUCAGGGGUUGUUUCUGUGACGUUACAGUUCAGAACAUGGAACAAGGCAGGGCUGCUCCUGACCUUUGGCCUCCGACAGCAGGAAGGCUCAGUCUUCCUGUAUCUCAGUGACGCCAGGCUUCGCCUUCAGAUCAGUAAAGCUGGAAAUACACUCCUAGAGCUCAGCACAGGCUCGGGUCUGAAUGACGGUCAGUGGCAUUCUGUGGAGCUGAUCGCUGAGGAAAAUCACCUGAGCGUCACAGUGGACAGAGACGAAGGAGCCACCGCUCACACCAGCAUCCCACUUCUUCCUCCAGCAGACGCUCUGCUCUUUUUUGGCGGCUGUCCUGCUCACAGAGGCGGCUGGGACUGCAGAAACCCGUUCCAAGUGUUUCAGGGAUGUAUGCGUCUCUUAAAGUUGGACGGCCAACCAGUGGACUUAAUAAAAGUGCAGGAAAGGCGGCUGGGAAACUACAGUGCGCUGCAGAUUGAUAUGUGUGGCAUCAUUGACAGGUGUUCCCCGAGUCACUGCGAACACGGAGGAGGAUGCACUCAGUCGUGGAGCACCUUCCACUGCAACUGCUCGAACACUGGCUACAGAGGAGCCACCUGCCACAGCUCAAAAUACGAACAGUCAUGUGAAAUCUACAAACACAAAGGCGACACAUCAGGGCCCUUUCACAUAGAUGUGGACGGCAGUGGACCAAUCAAACCCCAACUCGUUUAUUGCAACAUGACAGAGGACCAGACAUGGAUUGUCAUGCAACAUGAUAACACAGAGCUAACCACGGUCCAGGCCUCCCCUGACUCAAACCAACACUUUGCCAACUUUCACUACCCGUCCGAAGAGGCGCAGCUAUCAGCCAUCAUCGGUCAGUCAGAGCACUGUGAGCAGGAGCUCUCCUUCCACUGCAAGAGGUCCCGCCUGUUCAACACCCUGGACGGCGCUCCGCUCAGCUGGUGGGUAGGAGGCCCAGCCUCGGGCCAGAUCCAGAACCACUGGGGUGGAGCUUCGCCUGGCAGCCGGCAGUGCGCGUGUAGCCUGCAGGACAACUGCCUCGACUCAAGUUUCUCCUGCAACUGUGAUGCUGACUAUGACCUAUGGACGGAUGACUCAGGACUUCUCACCCAUAAGGAGACCCUCCCAGUCCGUUCGUUGGUGCUGGGUGACAUCCACCGUCCAGGUUCAGAGGCCGCCUACAGGGUGGGACCUCUCCGCUGCUAUGGAGACAAAAACUUCUGGAAUGCAGCAUUUUUUGACAAGGAGACGUCGUACCUUCACUUCCCUACCUUUAAUGGAGAGCUGAAUGCAGACAUCUCUUUUCUGUUUAGAACAACGUCCUCCUCUGGGCUCUUUCUUGAAAAUCUGGGCAUCAAGGACUUCAUACGAAUAGAACUCAGCUCUUCUACAGAGGUCGUCUUCUCUUUUGAUGUGGGGAACGGACCUCUGGAGGUGAAAGUAAAGACCGCCCUCCCCCUAAACGACAACCGGUGGCACCGAGUCCAAGCUGAGCGAAAUGUGAAAGAGGCGUCGCUUCGCGUCGACGACUUCCCUGCUACCGUGCGAGCAGCUCCCUCUGAUGGAUUCAUUCAUCUACAGCUCAACAGCCAGUUAUUUAUAGGCGGCACCGCGUCAAGACAGAAAGGCUUUCUGGGCUGUAUCCGCUCCCUGCAGCUGAACGGCGUCACACUGGAUCUGGAGGAGAGGGCAAGGAUCACACCUGGCGUCCGACCCGGAUGCCCAGGGCAUUGCAGCAGCUACGCCGCGCUCUGCCAGAACCAGGGGCGUUGUGUGGAAAGGGCCAACGGGUUCUCCUGUGACUGCAGCCAGUCUGCCCACGCUGGAGCCUUCUGUCACAAAGAAGUUUCAGGCAGCUUUAAGUCGACAACAUCCAUCACCUAUAUCGUAAAGGAGCCAUAUGAGCCGAGCAGGAACAGCGGCUCUUUGCACUCAUCCAUCUACUCGGAUAUCACACUGAGAGGAGAAGACAUCUCCCUGAGCUUCAGGACAAGUCAAAGCCCUGCUCUGCUGCUCUAUGUCAGCUCCUUUUACAGAGAAUACUUGAUCCUGCUCAUCAAUAAACAUGAUGAGCUAGAGGUGAGGUACAAGUUGCACAGCAGCAGAGACGUGGAGGUGUUGAGCAGCCGAGUCAUGAACUUAGCUGACGGGCGUCUGCACACUGUGACCAUCAGGCGACAGGCAGACACGGUGUCUGUGCAGAUUGACCAGAAUGGCAAAGAGGACUUCAACUUGACGUCAGAUGUAGAGUUUAACAACAUUAAAUCGAUCAUUCUGGGAAGAGUGCCAGAAUCUGAAGGACUGGACCCAGAUCUGGCCCGGUUGGCCUCCACUGGGUUCACUGGCUGUCUGUCAGGUGUUCGAUUUGACUCCAUUUGUCCUCUGAAAGCUGCUCUGCUCCACCCUGACAGCCGUGUUACUGUCACCAGCCCGCUGGUGCCAUCAAGCUGUGCUUCGUCGUCUCAAGCUGAUUCGUACGCGGCAGAAACUACACAUUCAUUAUCAGACCAGCCUCAGUCUGUGGAUCCAGGUCAGCCUUUAGUCAACACCAUUAGGAAUGAUUCAGCGCUAAUUGGAGGCGUGAUUGCUGUGGUCAUUUUCAUCAUCGUGAGUGCUGCAGCGAUCAUGGCGCGGUUCAUCUGCAUCAGGAAAGAGACGUACCGGAACCAGGAAGUAAAAGCGGCGCAGCCGGAGGACAGCCGCGCGUUCCCGCUCAGCAGCCAGACACGAUCUCUGAGCGUUCACAGCGAAAACCAGAAGGAGUUUUUCAUUUAGCACCGGCCCACAGUAACCUCACAGGACUGAGCGGGAUAAAUAACCAAACAGUGCUUUUUUUGUUCUUUUUUUUGUAACUAUAACAGACUAUUUGAAGAACUGACAAAGGUGUUGGACUGAACAUGUACAGUUUGUAGUGUUUUGUGUGCUUAUGACUAAUUCAGUUCCGGUUUGAAAGGUUUCUGCCUAAUAUAAGAAUAAUGAUAAAAAUAUGUUACAGUGAAAACCUUCGAUCUGGGGGAGAUUUAUAAGAACUUUUCUAAGAAGAACCUUUAAAAGCCUGGUAAAUCUGAGAAGCCAGAGACAAAAAAAGCAAAAACAGAAAAAAAAAAAGCAGGGAGAUGAAAGCUUGGAUAUGCGAGGUUUACAUGGAACAGCCUAGCCAAAGCACAUUCUCAGAAUCAAAUAAAGUCCAUCUGUUAUAAAUAAGAAUUAUUCCAAAAUGUGAUGUAUAUAUGAACACCAAAUUAAAGUCACUUUAAAAUGUU
Molecule: messenger RNA, 4777 nt
Organism: Fundulus heteroclitus (mummichog)
Lineage: Eukaryota; Metazoa; Chordata; Actinopteri; Cyprinodontiformes; Fundulidae
Product: contactin-associated protein-like 4
Exons: 24
Coding region: 354-4289 (1311 amino acids)
Source: RefSeq, a predicted model, not a curated record